This is a messenger RNA of Symbiodinium natans, 4137 nucleotides long. The record is from the annotation of a GenBank genome assembly. Lineage: Eukaryota; Dinophyceae; Suessiales; Symbiodiniaceae.
AUGCCGCUUGUCUUCGGCAUGUGCUGCUUGGACGUGCUGCUACCUGUCCUCGACUCUGCGCACUUGGACCCUGUGGUGCCACUGCAGGCUCUCGUCCAACCUGAUCCCACGCCACCUGUGUAUGGAAUGUCUUGCUCGGAACUCUCUCUCUUGGCGCCGGACAGCAUCUCUCUGGGAGUCCUGUUGUUCCUGCGAGGACUUGCCCGGACCGAGUCGACCUUGUCCGUGUUUGGGGUGUCGCGCUCAGAGGUCUCGUUGUCGGCCUUGGACCUUUCUGUCGUGGAGCCAGCGCUACCUCCACACGGCUACGCUUGUCUGGGCCUAUGCCUUUUCGUGUUUGGACUUUCGAAGCUUGAGCUGCCUUUGUUGGUCCCUGAUCUUGGCUUCGCUCGAACCGAUGCCAGCAUCUCGGCUUACGGCUUGACCUGCUCAGGCAUGACCAUGUUCGUCCCAGACUUCAUGCACCUAGGCAGCCUCCUGUCCUUGCAAGGGCAUCUACGAGCGGACUUGUUGCUGCUAGCCUAUGGCCUGACAAGGCCAGGCUCGCCACUGCCGGCCUUGGACCUCACCGAUCCUGGACCACUGCUGCUUCCUAGAUCAUUUGUUCACACUGAACCGACACCAUUACUGUUCGGCUUGCUGCGACUUGGCUUCAGCAUGCCGGCUUUGGACUAUCUAUGUCUGGGGUCCAUGAUGUUGCCCCGAAGCCUCGCACACAUGGAGUUGCUGCUUCCAGCCUAUGGUAUCUCUUGUCCAGGGACUCCUCUGCUGCUGCUGGACCCAGCGCAAAUGGAGUCGCCAACGAUGCUUCAUGGCCCUGUCUGCUUUGGCUUCCUGAUGUCUUCAUAUGGCAUUUCCCGGCUAGGCUUGUCACUGCUGAUCCCAGACCUUCUGAAUCUGGGCUUGAGCAUGUCGCUGCGGACAUCCUUGAGGAUUGGUCCCUUCACACUUGUAUGGGGUUCGUCGAAGCCAGAGUCCCUCUUGCCAGCGCUGGAGCCUGCACAGAUUGAGCCAAGCCUGCUCUUCAAGUCCUUUGCCUGCUCGGAUGUGUUUGCCUUCGCGUACGGUGUGCAGCGCCUGGGUGCAACGCCGCCGCCACUCGACCAUGUCAGCCCAGGACCGACACUGCCGCUGCGAAGCUCCAUGCGUCUCGGAGCUGCUCUGCCCGCCUAUGGCUGUAUGUGUUCCGGCAGCACAUUGUCUGCCCCUGACUUCACCAGCGCAGAGCUCCUGUCGCCCUUACACGCCCCUUUCCGGCCAGAGCUGAUCCUGCUUGUGUAUGGCAUGACACGACCCGGGUUGCCACCUUCUGUGCUGGACCUUGCACACACUGGGUCCCUGCUGCUGGCACGUACUCAUGCUUGCGUUGACUCCACUUUGCCUGCUUAUGGAUUGAGCCAUUCAGGGCCUUCGCCACCACCCCUGGACCUCGCUCACAUGGACGUCUCUUUGCUGCUGCACAGUUUUCUAUGCCCAGAGCCCUUGCUAUCGGCAUGGGGUGCGACCAGGCCAGGUCUCUUCCUGGCGAUUUUGGACCUGAUCCACAUGGGGCCGCCCCUUUCAUUGCCAGGGCCCUACGGAAGCAAGUCAACGUGGCAGUCAGCAGUCAUUGCACAUCAUGACAAGUCAGUUCAGGACACUCAGUCCAUGGGUCCCAUUGUGUUGCAUUUGUUUCGCAUUCUGUGGCUCAGGGACAACAUGAACAUGAAGCCGCCCUCAAACACCUGUUUGGCCAUAGCCAUGCCGGUCUUGGAAAUGGAAGGGAUGGUGGAAGAGGCGGCGGAUGAUGAGGACUAUGCCGACUAUGCCGAACCCGCAGAAUCUACAGCAUUCCUCCGACCACCUGUGAGGACCAGCUUAGCUGACCUCGUGCUGACUCCCAGACGGCGCUUUGGUCUUGGAGUCGUGCUGGGUGGUCUCAGCUUCGCUUUGCUAGUGACCCUCUUGGCAGCGGGGAGCUUUUCUUUCCACAAUGACAAGCGACCGAGCUCAAGGAAAAAGUUCCGGGUCGCCCUUUGGUCCGGCUCGGGCUCUUGCCAAAUGAUGGGCUGCGACAAUGACAACUACGUCGGCAGCUGCCAGUGCAACAAUGGAUGCACGUACUUCGAUGACUGCUGCCCUGACUAUCAGGAAGUGUGUGCAGCCAGAGGGCAAGACAAGCCUGAGGAGCUCCAUGUGCAGGCUUCGCAGGGCUCUUGCCAGUCCUUGGGCUGCGGCAGCGAUACGCUGGGCUGCGCCGGCCUUGCCAACUGUGCAAACCUCUGUCAGUGCGUGCCAUCCUGUCGGGAGACCGACACUUGCUGCCAUGACUUCGAGACGCUCUGUGUAAGUGGCCAAGAGGCCAACCACCAGGGUUUCUACGAUUUCCAUGAUGACGAAGCUGAUCUUGGGGAUGGCUUCGGGCAGAACGUACAGGAAGGCGAUGGCCACGGCGACACAGGCAUGCCUGUCGACCAAUCCCAGGAGGGCCGGCAGCCACGGCUCGACACGCAAGCAGAAACAACUUCUGCUCUCGCCACCGAGCCACCCGUAGAACGAACGGUGGCGCCCAGAACCACCAGCACAACGCGUGCGCCACCACCCCCACCACCACCACCACCACCACCACCACCGCCCAGAACCACCACCCAAGCAGCUACUACCCACCAAGCACCACCGGCGACCACCGCCGCAAGAACCCGAAGGCCCGUGGAACGUCCCGAAGCCCCGGAGCGAAACUACGAGGAGUCGUUCACUCCGCCUUCCCAAGACUCGGGCGGGGAUUUUGACUCCCGCAGGGACGCGAUGGUGGAGCUCCUGAAGUGGCAGCAGGUCAAGGCCUGCCCCGCGCAGCUACUAAAUCGGGACAUGAACAUGGGCGCCAUUGUGAACGUCGUCCCAGAUGUACCAACUGCAGGCCACUGCCAGAAGAUUUGCACCGAGAGUGAGUGUGAUGCCAGCGUGUGGGGAGCCGUCCGUGGUGUCGAGGGUCUGUCUGACGUCUGCUUCUUGAAGAGAGUCUCGGGAGCCCCAGUCUUCACGGAGAAGCAGGGCCUCAUCGCUGCGUUGCCCUGCUGUCGGCGUGGCCAGGACUUUCGGACUUGUCCGCCCCCUAUGAUGCACACCGAUGCCAUGACGGAGAGCGCCUUCACUCCGGUGGGAGGCAUCACAUCGGCCAGCAAGUGUCAGGAGAAGUGCACUUCGACAGAAGGCUGCAGUGUAUUCUCUUGGGGAGCUGUGCGGAACGUGGCUGGGCUGUCAGAUGUGUGCUUCAUGAAGAUGCUACAGCCGAACGAGAAAGUGAAGCUGGUAAGCAAGGCGGAGACCAUCGCAGGCCUCCCUUGCGGCUGUCGGACUCCACAUAGCCAGGCCUUGUGGCCACAAGACGAGGAACAGGUCUUCCGGAUGCCAAAGCCUCCCAGUCCACGUCCGGCCAGCCCGGGCAGCUGCUACUGCACAACGCUGAUGAGGGCAUACUCCUACGAAAUGGAGCUGAUCACCCGGCAGUACGAGCAGCGAUUGGGCAUUUUCGGGUGCACAGGUUUUGCUGUGUACAGCAACCAAGAGAUCGUUCUCACGGAGGGGCUCAUAACCAAGAAGGUUUCUACCUCGCAGAUGUGUGAGACGGGCGGGGAGUUCAAAACGGCUCUGAACCUCAGGAUCUUCGCUGCCUUCUGGAAACAACUCUUCGCUGAUGGCGACUUCCUCAACUAUAACUAUGUCAUCAAAGCAGAUGCUGACACAGUUUUUCUCUUCGCUCGGCUUCAACCUUUGCUCGUCAAGUACGACGACAGGGCGUCUGGCUUCGACGGCAGAGGUGUUUACUUCAACAACUGCAAGUUCGGCAUGCACGGGCCGCUGGAAGUCUUCUCUCAAAAUGCAGUGCUUGCUCUUUGGGGUCUGUUUGAGACCUGCUACUACUAUUUCAUCGACUUGUGCAGCGGCGACUGCAAUUGGGGAGAGGAUCUCUGGUGCGACCAGUGCCUGAAGAGGAAGGCCAACAAGACCAUUGACCGAGUGAACCUCUAUGACCUCCUCCAAGAGCGCCAUUGCGACCCGCCUCGACAUUGGGAGUCCUGCAGGGACCCUGAUGUUGUGGCUUUCCAUCCCUUCAAAUCCGUGGAAAAAUGGUUUGCCUGCCACGCAAACACCCUGUAG